Molecule: messenger RNA, 4618 nt
Organism: Erpetoichthys calabaricus (reedfish)
Lineage: Eukaryota; Metazoa; Chordata; Cladistia; Polypteriformes; Polypteridae
Product: ovochymase-2-like
Exons: 35
Coding region: 43-4596 (1517 amino acids)
Biological process (GO): acrosome reaction; proteolysis
Molecular function (GO): serine-type endopeptidase activity
Source: RefSeq, a predicted model, not a curated record
GUUGGCGCUAGAGUGGGUUAUCACUUUCUUGAAUUAGUUUUUAUGUUUGUUUUAUUCGUUUCUUUUCUUCCCAUACUCUGUUACGUGGUGCAUGACAUUUAUAGCAUAUUCGUAUCAGGUGAACAUCAGGACGACCUUUUCAUUAUGGGAGUGCGGCUGGAAAUGCUGCUAUUCGCGAGUAUUUUUAUUUGUGCUUUUCUAACUUUAGAUCGUGUUUCCGGUGGCCCGUCCGAGAGAUCUAGUAAACCAAUGGUCCAGAAAUGUGGACGUAGAGAGUCGACUGCUUCUGCUGAGACAUUCUCAAGGAUAGUGGGAGGGGAACCUUGCACUUCAGAGUUUGCUCCCUGGCAGGUUUCCCUUAAAAAUAAAGGCUCUCAUUUCUGUGGUGCAAGCAUAAUUAGUGAAGAUUGGAUAUUGACAGCAGCUCAUUGCUGUGUAGUCUUUCCCAGGUUACGUGUAACCAGCGUGACCGCCGUUGUGGGUACCGAUAAUCUUCGUAAGACAAGCUCUAAUGAACAGAUUCUGAAAAUUGAUAUAUAUCGUAUACAUCCCCAGUUUGACUCCUCAAACCCUGUCAAUUAUGAUAUAUGUGUAAUCCGUGUCACUGAGAAAAUAGUCUUUGCAUCAAGUGUUCAGCCAAUCUGUCUUCCAAGUCCUGAUACCAACUUUCAUCCCGGAACACUCUGUACGGUUAGUGGCUGGGGAAAGACCAGUGAAGGUGGAACAGUUUCACAGACACUUCAGCAUGUUAAUCUGCCCCUUCUACCAACUGCAGAAUGUAAUUUAGUGUUGAUGAAUGCAGGUGCUGGAGAAAUGGAUCUCACUAUGUUAUGUGCUGGCUUCCCAGAAGGUGGCCGUGAUGCUUGUCAGGGAGAUUCUGGAGGACCACUGUUUUGUCAACAGGGCACUGGUCCUUGGUUCUUGAUGGGUGUCACUUCCUGGGGCAUUGGUUGUGCCCGAAAAUGGAGUACUAAUGACCCUAAUCAGUCGGGAACACCUGGCAUAUUUGCAAAUGUGAAAGCACUGCUGACUUACAUCUUUGAACAAACUUCAUCUAUAUCCAGAGCAUCUCUCGAUUCAGGAGAAUGUGAUUCACGUGGUAUGACCUUGGAAGGUGAAUCAGGAACCCUCAGAUACCCUAUGGAACAAGGGAGUGAAUACACAAACGGAAGUGUGUGUUCUUGGGUUGUUGAGGUCCCUAAAGACUUUCAAAUGGAGAUAAAAAUCCUCUGGCUUGACAUAGAGAAACAGCCCCUCUGCAGAAGUGACUAUCUGGCUCUUUAUUCAGAAAAUGGAGACCUUCUUGGCAAAAUAUGUGGCAACACUCCCCCAGCUCCAUUCUUAACGGAGUCAAAUAAAGUCGAACUACAGUUUGUUUCAGAUAUCUCAUACAGUGGAAAAGGGUUUGAACUACAGUAUACUGCUGUUCUUAAAUCUGGUUCAGGAUGUGGAAGCAUCGCUAAACUGAAUCAGCCUGGCACUAUUGACUCUUUCAACUAUCCAUUUCCUUAUUCUGCCAAUUCAGAUUGUAUCUGGAAAGUGAUGGCAGGAAUGAACCAGAUAGUAAAGAUAAGAUUUAUUGAUUUUGAAGUUGAAGAAAGUUUGGACUGUACAUAUGACUCUGUUAGCAUCUUUAAUGAUUUUGAAAGGCAUUUGCUGAUUGCAAAGCUCUGCGGUGCUUCGAUACCUGGACCAUUUUGGAGCAGCAGUAAUAAAGUCUUAAUUGAAUUCAAGAGUGACAAUGAGAAUCACUUCAGAGGAUUUAAAGCUUCAGUUACAUUUGAACAGCCUGGCACUCAAAAUUCUAUUGAAGUUAAACCAACAAAAUCCGAGGAAAUCCAGGUGACAGGGCAUAUCACAGGCACAUGUGGAGUUACAGCCAGACCGGCACAAUGGAAAGAUUCCUGUCUUGGCAAAAUGGAGCAAGUUGUACCUUAUAGUUACCCUUGGCAUGUUGGCCUGAGUUACCGAGGUGUUGUUUGGUGUUCUGGAGCAAUUCUCAGUAGGCAGUGGAUAGUGACUGCUGCAUCCUGUUUUAAGCAUUUUUCCUCAUUAAGUCACUGGAAAGUAGUGGCUGGAGAUCAUGAUUAUCAACUUGAUGAGAAAACUGAGCAGGUCCUGGAGGUGUUGGAUAUCCUAAUGCAUCCCAGAUUCACCCUGUACAGUUCAGAAUAUAACAUUGCUAUGGUAAAAGUGCAGGAAAUUAUUGUUAAUGAAUAUGUUAGCCCAGUAUGUCUGCCUGACAGAGAAAAUACAUUGGAGCCCUCUUCAAUCUGUAUCCUAACAGGAAGAGGUAUUAUAGAUGGACAAAUGGUUAGUAGGUUGCAGCAAUGUUAUCUUCCAAUACAUGACUCUAACAUUACUUCAGAGUCCAUGAAAACAGGCAAGAUGAGCAACACAAUGCUGUGUGCAGGCUUUCCUGGUUCUGAGAUUGCAGCUUUUAGUCAGGGUGAGGUGGGAGAUCCCCUAGUGUGUCUAAAAGAUGGUAAAUACACCCUGUAUGGGCUACAGAGUGGUCUGACCUGUGGAGAAAGGUCUUGGCUGUUCAGUCGUGUUAGAGUUAUGUUAGACUGGAUUGAAGCAGUACAGGCCAAAGAGUCUGUUAUUCCUGAUAAUGUGGCAACCUUGGAUUCUGGAGAAUGCCCUGAUGAUCAGCCAUUAAUAAGUCCAGAAGGAUCUUUUCAUUCUCCUGGUUAUCCCUAUUACUAUGAUGGCUGUCUUAACUGUUCCUGGACUGUUUAUUCAAGUUUAAACAGUCAGGUGGUGUUGGAUAUUAUUGAAAUUUCAAUAAUGGAGUCUCCUAACUGCGAAAAGGCCUAUUUGUCCAUCUGUGAGGAGUCUGAUGAUGGAGCACGGCAUUUGUUGGGAAGAUUUUGUGGAAGCUUACGGGACAUAACCAUAUCUGCCUCACAGGAAAAUUCAGUAGUGAAGGUUAUUUUUGUUACAGAUCAUCCAGCCAAAAGAAAAGGCUUUGUUAUUAAUUAUACAAUUAAACAAAUUGAAUUUUCUGCAAGUGGUAAAAAACAUAAGAUUAAAAAGGCAAGUGAAGAGGAAUUUAAUCUGAAUGCCCAAGAUGUCUUGUUGCUUGGACCUGCUGAUGGGGAGAUAAAAUCCCCUGGAUAUCCAAAUAACUAUUCUCUUAAUGCAUGUUAUAGUUAUAGAAUCGUGGGCCAACUGAACACUGUAAUAAGGAUUGACUUUAAUUUCUUCAGAACAUCGGUUGUUCAUGACUUUUGUGUGGAUUAUCUUGAUAUAUUUGAGGGAGUAGGAAGCAGUGAAAAGCUUUUGGGCCAUUUCUAUGGCGAGGGUCUUCCUCCCAGUGUGAAAUCCUCUGUAUCAGAAGUGACUAUAGUUUUCAAUGCAUCCUGUAAUUUUACCGAUUCAGGAUUUGUCUUGCAAUAUUUCUUCUUAAAUGUUUCAGAAGAAUCUAUCAAUAAUCUUGGAGAAAAUGAGAAGCUGGCUGCAUGUACAGAAUUCAUGCUGCUUAAAGAACUUCCUGGAGAACUGAAAUCUCCAAAUUAUCCGAAACCUUACUACAACAAUCUAAAAUGCGUGUGGACAAUAUACACUACAUCUGGCCACCGAAUACUUGUAAAGGUAAAGGACUUCUCAUUGGAAAAUGGCAAAACUGGCUGGGACAAGCUGAUUAUUCAUGAUGGACCUAAUGUAGAUGCUGUCAUAAUAGAUACACUCAGUGGUACCCAGAGCCCACGAAACCUCAUCUCCAGUGGCAAUUUUGUGACACUGGUGCUGGAGACUGAUGCAAGUGUGGUUGGUCAUGGUUUUAGAAUUGAGUAUUCUGAUACUACACAGUCUACAAACAUCAACCCGACAAUUCAGGAUAUGGACAAAUAUCCUUGUGGCUUUCCAAAAUUUAGGCCCUGUGAAACAAAGGCAAAAGGAAUGCAAAGUAUAGAGGCUUUUCCUUACUCAAUGCCAUGGGUAACAAGUCUGCAAGCUAAUGGAAUACAUUACUGCAUUGGUGCCCUCAUCCAUCCAGAGUGGGUUCUUGCACCGUGGCAUUGUAAUUUUAAUACAAUAAUGGACAAAGUUGUGUUGGGUGCAUAUGAUCUGUCUUCAGAAGUGGAGUCUCUACAGCAGAUUAGUGUCAAAGAAAAGUAUGAACAUGAAGACUCUGGAGGUUUCCCGCCUUCUAAUGACAUCAUCUUACUUCACCUGACCAGGCCUGUUCAACUGGGAGACACUGUUAUUCCUGUGUGCCUGCCAGAAGAGGACGUUAAGAUUGACGAUGACUGGUCUUGUUUAACUGCAGGAUGGAGAAAUGUUGAUCCUGAAGUAAAACCAAGAAACCUGAUUCAAACCAGUGUUUCUUUCUUAAACCAAUCGGAAUGCUUUGAAUAUUGGGGUGGAAAUGUGAAACAUUUUAAUCUCUGCACAGACCCAUCAGGGUCUGCAUCUUGCAUCGGUGAUUCAGGUGGUGUUCUUACAUGCCAAAAAGGAGGUCAGCAUUUUCUUAUUGGUACCGUGAGUUGGGGAAGUGCCAACUGUUUGUCUACUGCACCUGCUGUCUACACAGAGGUCUCUUUCUACAGAUCAUGGAUCAUGAACAUUACUAAAGGAGUUGUGAAUUUUUAACUCGCUUUCAGCAGAUCUUAAA